ACAGAGAAAACCACACUUCCCAGAGUGCACCGCCCCCGCAACGGCCUUAGGGUCGGCCUCGGGCUCCCGGAGCCAUCUUUGUGGGGUGAGGAGGCGGCGCGGCCUGGGACCAUGGCGCUCUUCCCCGCCUUUGCGGGUGUCGCCGAGGCUCCGGACGGCGGGAGGAAAGAAUUAGACUGGCUGAGCAACCCAAGCUUCUGUGUUGGAGCCAUAACAUCUCUGAGCCGACAAUCUCAAGAGGCCACCGCAGCCCCUGUUUCUGAAGGGUCACCGCUGACAAGGAGUCCUCUGAAAUCAGAGCCUUCAGAUGAAAGUGACACUAACAGAAAGCCCAGAGAAACAAGCAGAAAAAAGAAGAAAGAGAAAAAGAAGAAAAGGAAGCUUCUGCGCCACAAGAAAACCAAGAGAAAACGUGGGUCGUCAGGUAGCAGUGGGUCUGAGUCAGACACUGAUUCUGAAAAGGACAGACCUUCCAGAAGCGUCAGAGACAGUAAAAGAGAAUCAGAGAAACAGAAUCAAGGAAAUAAUGCUGCCGCGGUUACCGGACGUCACUGUGUUUGGCUUGAGGACAUCCAGGCUCUGACGGGAGAAACCUUCCGAAUGGAUAAGAAACCGGAUCCUGCCAACUGGGAGUACAAGUCUCUUUACCGAGGAGACAUUGCCAGAUACAAGAGGAAAGGAGACUCCUGCCUCGGCCUCAACCCGAAGAAGCAGUGUGUAUCUUGGGAGGGGACUUCCACAGAAAAGAGGCGUUCCCGCAAGCACGUGGAGCGCUACUUUACGAAGAAGAGCGUGGGGUUAAUGAACGUGGAGGGCCUCGCCGUCAGCAGGCAGCCCGGAGCUCCGUCGUCGGAGCCGCUCUCCUUUAUCCCGGUGAAGGGCGUGGACGACGCGGCUCCCCCUGCUACCAGCUGGCUGAACCCUCUGGGGAUUUACGAUCAAGCCACUACACAGUGGUUACAGGGACAGGGUCCUUCAGAGCAGGAGUCCAGGCCACCAGACUCACAGCCCGACAGAGAGGGCGCGCUCCUCAAGGCCAGGGUGGAGGAGUUUAACAGGAAGGUUCACGAGAACCCUCGGGACACAGAGCUGUGGAUGGCCUUUGUUGCUUUCCAGGACGAGGUCAUGAGAAGACCGGGCCUCUAUGCCGUGGAGGAAGGAGAGCCGGAGACACGGAAGCGGUCCCUGCGGCUGGUCCUGGAGAAGAAGCUGGCCAUCCUGGAGCGGGCCAUCGAGAGCAACCCGAGCAGCGUGGACCUGAAGCUCGCCAAGCUGAAGCUCUGCACCGAGUUCUGGGAGGCCACCACUCUGCUCAAAGAGUGGCAGAAACUGAUCUUCUUACAUCCCAACAACACAGCCCUCUGGCAGAAAUACCUGUUGUUUUGCCAGAGCCAGUUCAGCACCUUCUCUGUAUCAAAAAUUCAGAGUCUGUACGGGAAGUGCUUGAGCACCCUGUCCGCCGUGAGGGAUGGCAGCAUCGUCUCCCACCCUGAGCUGCCCGGCACCGAGGAGGCCAUGUUUGCCCUCUUCCUCCAGCAGUGCCACUUCCUGCGGCAGGCUGGCCACACCGAGAAGGCCGUGUCUCUCUUCCAGGCCAUGGUUGACUUCACGUUCUUCAAGCCUGACAGUGUGAAGGGCCUGCCCACCAAAGGCCAGGUGGAGUUCUUUGAGCCCUUCUGGGACAGCGGCGAGCCCCGGGCCGGGGAGAAGGGCGCCCGGGGCUGGAGAGCCUGGAUGCACCAGCAGGAGCGGGGCGGCUGGGUGGCCGUCGGCCCAGAUGAUGACGACGAGGAGCCGGCGGACGAGGACCAGGAGAUUAGAGACAAGACGCUGCCCCGCUGGCAGAUCUGGCUGGCCGCCGAGCGGUCCCGAGACCGCAGACACUGGCAGCCGUGGCGCCCGGACAAGGCCAGGCAGCAGACGGAGGAAGACUGCGAGGACCCCGAGAGACAGGUGUUGUUUGACGAUCUCGGCCAGUCUCUGAUCCGACUGUCCAGCCCGGAUCUCCAGUUUCAGCUGAUUGCGGCCUUCCUGCAGUUCCUGGGGGUGCCUUCCGGCUUCCGCGCCCCCGCCUCCUGCCUCUAUCUGGCCAUGGACGAGAACAGCAUCUUCGACAACGAACUUUAUGACGAAAAGCCCUUGACUCUCCCCGACCUCUCCUGCUCUGGCGUCGGCUGUGUGGGCUGCAUGGAGCCUCUGGGCGGCCGGCGCUGGCCCCGGGGUCCCAGUCGAGAGGGCGAGGAGUUCAUCCGCAACGUCUUCCACCUGGUGCUGCCUCUGUUUGCAGGCAGGGAGCAGUCUCAGCUCUGCGUCUCCUGGCUACAGUACGAGAUCACCAAGGUCAUUUGGUGCCUGCACACUAAAAACAAGAAGAGAUUAAAGUCACAAGGAAAGAACUGCAGAAAACUAGCCAAGAAUCUCCUCAAGGAGCCGGACAACCGCAACAGCUUCUGCCUCUGGCAGCAGUAUGCGCUUCUGGAGUGGUUGCUGGGCAACACAGAGGACGCCCGGAAGGUCUUCGACGCAGCCCUGGGCACCGCAGGGAGCCGGGGCCUGGAGGACCCGGAGCUCUGCGAGCUCGGCCUGCUCUACGGUGCGCUGGAGGCGGAGCUGUCGCCGCCCGUGGGCGGGGCCGCCCCAGCCCGGGCCGUGCACGUGCUGACCCGGCUGACUGAGCGCGGCCCCUACGCGCCCUGCACGGGACCGGUCUCGGCCGUGCGCGUUCUGAAGGCUCGGAAGGCAUACGAGCACGCGCUGCAGGGCCAUCUAGGGGAGCGCGGGCCUGACCCGGGCCCCCCUGGCCGCGGCAGCCGCCUGGUCAGCCUGGCGAAGUGCUUCAUGCUCUUCCAGUACCUGACCGUCGGGGUCCAGGCCGCUGGGCGCGUCUAUGAGCAGGUGUCUGCGGAGCUCCGGGGCUCUGUCUCCGCGGAGGGCGCCGGCCUGGAGGGCGCCCUGGAGGCCGUCACCCUGAUGCACACCAGCCUGCUCAGGUUCCACAGCAGGGUUGCUGCCCACCCACUGGCUCCGCUGCGAGAGGCGCUCUCAGAGGCUUUACGGUUGUACCCGGGCAACCAGCUUCUCUGGAGGGCGUACGUGCAGAUUCAAGGCAAGUCGCACAGCGCCAGCAGGACCAGAAGAUUCUUCCACACCAUCACCAGGUCCACCGAACUCCUGGAGCCGUGGCUGUUUGCGAUUGAAGCGGAGAGGAUGCGGAAGAGGCUGGUGGACGCCGUGCAGAGGGUGGACGGUAGAGAGGUCCAUGCCACCCUUCCUGAGACCGGCCUGACGCACCGGAUCAGAGCCCUGUUUGAGAGCGCCGUGCGGAGUGACCACGGGAGCCAGUGCCCCUUGCUGUGGAGGAUGUACCUGAGCUUCCUGGUUUCCUUAGGAAAUAAAGAAAGAAGCAAAGGUGUGUUCUACAAAGCACUGCAGAAUUGUCCUUGGGCAAAGGCGCUGUACCUGGACGCCGUGCAGUACUUCCCCGACGAGGUGCAGGAGGUCGUGGACCUGAUGACGGAGAAGGAGCUGCGGGUGCGCCUGCCGCUCGAGGAGCUGGAGCUGCUGCUGGAGUAGACGCCGGGGCGGGGCCUGCCCCGAGACAGGGCACGCGCGCGCCCAGACCUCUGCCCUGAAGGCUCCUCCCUGACGGUGUGUCUGGGCUCAGGCUCCCCCCUGGACAGUGUGCGCAUGUGAAACGGCGCACAGCUGCUUUGCACACGAUACAUGUGAACGUGUGUCUAUACGUGCAGACAAGAAUCACGCCGAGGCUGCCGUGGCUGGUGCGGGUCCUUCUGGCCCACCCUCCCCUGCACAGCCCGGGUGAAGGUCCUCCUGUGGGCGUCCUUGGGGACCCUGCCAAGCCUCCUGGCUCUUGCAGUCAGAAGAAAGGUCUGGUUACUCACCAGGCCCUCCUGCCUGUGGCUGGUGAGCCGAGUCUGCCGUUCCUUCAGACCAGAGCAGCUUGGAGUCGUGUGAAGCUUGGAGUCUUCAGCUGCAUUACACGUGUCCUUCCUGUUUCCGGAGCUCCACUCGCGGACGUUUCACCUGCAGACCCGGCAGCCAGCGUCGCCGGAAGCUUGCGUGCGCGGAGACCCCGGGCCCGCCCGGCCCUGCGGAGUCCGAUGGGGCUGUAGGAGGGCCCAGUGUCAGGGGACUGAACAAAUCAGGACCCCGCUGCAGGGGAGGGGGCCCGGGUCCAACUGCGGAGAGCGCGGCCUGCUCCUCCCCGGCAAGUCUCUGCCUCAGAAGACGCCGAACUUUCGCUUUCAACCGCGCGCUCAUUCCGAUUUCCAAGAGCGGUGAUCCACAGCCGAUGGAGUGGAAAUGCUUUUGUCUUCUCCGAGGUCCUGCUUUUUAAAACACAGUGGACUUCUCCGCGUUGCGUUUCUUCUUAAAUCAUGCCCCCCAGAACUGCUGAAAGCGAAUUUCCUUGGCUCCUCAUCCAGAAAAGCGGGUGUUGUGGAACCUGGGCUAGAAACGGCCGUCCGUCCAGGGAGAAGGGGCCCGUUCUCCAGUGGGUCGCUGGGUCUCGGGGCUCUGAGGCUGAACUGAGCAGAGGCGAGGAGAGCGCGGGGCAGAGGGAGCCAGGCGAGGGGCGGCGCCUGUGCUUCCGAACGAGGGAGGGGCGCCGACCUCCGCAGGGCUGCCCUGGGGGUCUUCAGCCGCGCCCCUUGGAAAUUCCAUUGGGAACCCCAUCUCAGCAGCACCAGACCCUCCUUCUUGCCCCAGACCCUCCAAGGGCAGCCCCGGCUGGUGGGGGGUCGCAGCCUUUGUUGCCUCCACAGCAGGGGUGGCUGGCCGUGGGCUCACAAGCCAGCAGCUGCUGUUUUAGAGCUGGCGCCGCCUCGGCGCUGUGCCGCAGGGGCAGCAGAGACCCAGUCGGCAGUGCCCUGGUCCCCAGAGGCUUCCCCACACCUGGGCCCACCCACUCCUCUGCCCAAGCACCCAGCGUGUGGACAGGACUCCGUGUUACAGAAAGCACGCUUUAUUGGGACGCAGGCAGCCUGCCAGGGCCCUACACACUGCGCUUGGGAGGAACACGAGACGCUCUGCCAACCGUGGCCAGCAGGCACGGGCGCCCAGGCAGCCUCCCUCCCAACCUCACCCCUCCAGGGCCCGGGACCCUCCCCGCCUCUCCCGGAAGGCCACUCUGGCCCUCUAGAGAUAGAGCCCCUCGGGGGUGCCUUCCUGUUUUUUAUAAAGAACGUUUUCCUUGGACUUCUUGAA
This is a messenger RNA of Capra hircus (goat), 5226 nucleotides long. It is a transcript of the gene NRDE2, whose product is annotated as NRDE-2, necessary for RNA interference, domain containing. The transcript is spliced from 14 exons. Gene Ontology annotation, molecular function: protein binding. The record is from RefSeq and is a predicted model, not a curated record. Gene Ontology annotation, cellular component: catalytic step 2 spliceosome. Lineage: Eukaryota; Metazoa; Chordata; Mammalia; Artiodactyla; Bovidae. Gene Ontology annotation, biological process: negative regulation of RNA catabolic process; RNA processing; regulatory ncRNA-mediated post-transcriptional gene silencing. The coding region runs from base 112 to 3573 and encodes 1153 amino acids.